AUGGCCUGCGAUCGAAACGGCCUUUCCGGCGGCAGCAUAAAUCAACUGCAUUCUUUUGGUCACAACUUUUGUGAGCACCGGUACCAGCGGCACCAGCACCAGCACCAGCACCAGCGGCACCAGUACCAGCAGCAGCAGCAGCACCCCUGUUUAAGCAUCAUUUUGGGUAACACGGUUUACAGGAUGACUAGCGAAGGAGCUGUCAAACUGAAGGACAACCAGUGGGACGUGUCCAACUACAAGAACGAAAAACUGGUGACACUAGAUCAAGUGCAAGUAAACAACGCAGUGAACAUAGACCACUGUGAAGGAACCACAUUCGUAAUCGAAAAUGAUAAAAUUAAAUCGCUAGCUAUGCACAAAUGCGUUAAGUGUAACGUUGUCUUAAAAAAUCUGAUUUCAUCAAUCGAAAUAAUUAAUUCCAGUAAAGUGAAGAUACAGGUUUUGGGUAAAUGUUCUUCCCUUUCGAUUGACAAAUCUACGGGAGUGCAAAUUUAUCUCUCCAAGGAGAACACAGAGUCGGAGUUCACCACAGCACUGUCAUCCGAAAUGAAUGUCCACGUAGAAAAUGAAAAUGGAGAGUGGACAGAAAUUACCAUUCCGGAACAGUUCCAACAUCGCCUAGCGAAUGGAAAGCUCCACACAAGGGUAUCAGAUCUGUACACAUUUUGA
Plasmodium cynomolgi strain B is the source of this 672-nucleotide messenger RNA. RefSeq lists its product as hypothetical. Gene Ontology annotation, biological process: cytoskeleton organization; regulation of adenylate cyclase activity. The transcript is spliced from 3 exons. Bases 1 to 672 code for a protein of 223 amino acids. Lineage: Eukaryota; Apicomplexa; Aconoidasida; Haemosporida; Plasmodiidae. The record is from RefSeq and is a predicted model, not a curated record. Gene Ontology annotation, molecular function: adenylate cyclase binding; actin binding. Gene Ontology annotation, cellular component: cytoplasm.